CGACAAGCAGCCCGCCAGCCGGCCCAGCAGCAGCAGCAGCAGCAAUCUGGGAAGACAGACAUCCUCUUGUCCCGUCGCUUUGUAUUGCACACCCCCCCCCUUCGCGUCUCAUCUGCUUCUGGACAUCCGCCUCACCCACACACCCUGGCGCCACCGUGUUUGUGGUAGCAGUGUGGCUGCGGCCCGCUCAAUUUUGGGUGCCAAACCGCCAAGCCCCUUGCUUGACCACCAGCUUGCGUGUCCGAGCCAGUCGCCCGCCGGCCAGCGACGCGGUUGCCAAAAAGGAAGAUCCCGAGCAUCCCUGGCCCCGUGUCUGUUUCCCCGACUUCUGGGGCUCAGCACACCCGUGCUCCCUGCCUCCGUGCUCCCUUUCAACUUCGUGAGAGCUCCUCCGGGCUGCUGUGUCUGUCUGCCCCGAGACCAGCGUGACUAGACCACACAGCUGCAAGGAACCACCAUCCUCGGGUCGCCAUCCACAGGUCACCCCUAAAUCCCGUGUCCACAGCCGGCGCGCGUGUGCUGGCGUGCCACCCCCGUCCGUCCAACCAUCCCUUCCAUCCCAGCCAGCCCAGCCAUUGGCUAGUUGCAUAUCUGGUCUUCCCCCCACACCCAGCGGAACAGCCGCACUUCCCUGCUGAGCCUGCCCAGCGGCGCCGAGCUCUGAGCAUUCCUUGAUUCCAUCUGCGCGCGCGCAACACCUGCCGGCACGCACCGCGCCACCUCCGUUGUGGCCGCACCCGGCCCCCCUUGUUCUCUUUGUUUCCUCUCCUCGGCCCUCCCGCCCCUUGCCGUUCGCUUGAGGAGGCGCCCCGUCAGUCAUGUACCAGACGCCCUAUGGCUUCUCCAACAACGGCCCGGGUCCUGCGGCCUUCAAUGGUGCCCCACCGCAGCAGAACCUUCACCUACAGCAGCAGCCUGGCCCUACCCCGGGCCAGCAACCACCGUCGCAACAACAUCAACACCACCCACAGCAGCCGCAGCAACAACAGCAGCACAUGAUGUACAACCAGCAGCAGCAGUACGCAAUGGCCGCCGCCUCCCAGGGCCACUUCCCCGGCGGGCCCGGCAUGAUGCCCACUGCUGGUCCUGGCGGCAUGAUGCAGAAUCCCGCCAUGCCGCCGCACAUGGCGGCCGCUGCCGUCAAUGGACAGAUGGCAUAUCAGACGCCCUACACCAGCUCCGCCUACGGCGCUGCGAUCCCCUCACCCGCCGGCCCACAAGCACAGAUGACGGCCAACUAUGGCCAGAUGCCCGGUACGAUGCCAGGAUACGGCAUGAGCCCGCAAGCCAUGUCGCCGCAGCAGCAACAACAGAUGAUGCCACGAAUGCACCCGGGACAACAACAGCAGCAGCAACGACAACAACAUGGUCAUGCUAUGGCACAUGGGGCUCCCCAGAGACAAUUCAGUCCGCCACAAAUGCAGACGCAGGCACAAGCCCAGGCACAGGCGCAAGCCCAGGCUCAGGCGCAAGCCCAGGCGCAAGCGCAAGCCCAGGCGCAAGCACAAGCUCAGGCUCAGGCUCAGGCGCAAGCACAGGCCCAGACACAGGCUCAGGCCCAGACCCAGGCCCAAGCCCAAGGUCAGGGUCAACAUAACGCCGCGAUGCAGCCUCAUCCCAGUCAGCUCCAACACCAACACCAACAGACUGCCCAGGGAAUCGCCCAAAACCAACACCCGAGCAAUACGCACCAGGCCAAUGCCAACCCCACAGUGACGACGCCGCAGACCCCGACGUUCCCACACAUGAGCCACGGUCUAAAUGCCCCAGACGGAGCGGCUGCGCGGACACCUCUUAGCCCCAAAAGCCAAGCGCGAGAGUCGGAAAGGUUCAGCUUGCUGCUUGAGAUCAACACCGAGCUUAUGUACGAGGCGCUCGUGCUCCAAAACACAAUUUUGGAGCAUAAAAAGGAGAAGGAUGUCAUAAGCGGGGCCACUGGGGAGACUAUGGAAAGAGAGCUAACGCCGGAGGAAAAACCGUUGCACUACGACUACUCCCAGGUCGACAUGCGGCUGCGGAAUAACCUAGCUUAUCUGAUGAGUCUGGCUCAAGAUAACAACAAGAAUCAUUACCCCUGCCCGGCGUUUCUGACCGCGCCAUCAAUCAACUCUUCGAUAAAACUACGGAACGUGCCGAUGCAGAAGCCCACAGAUGGGGAUCCACACACCGAAAGAGAGGAGAGAUACAAGACGCUGAAGACGCUCUACACUCGACUGCAGCCACUGUACCCAGGUGUCGACCACACAAAGGAACCGAUCUACCCGAUAAAAAAGGAAUCCCAAGCCCAGCGGCCAGGCCCGGGCCAAGCUCAGCCACAUGGCCAAGCGCAAUUUCAGGGCCAUGGCCACGCCGGCCAGAUGGGAAUGGGGGUGGCAGGACACGGCGCGCAAAUGGGCCAUGCCCAAAACAUGCAAAACCAACAGCGCACACCGCAGAGAGGCUCGAACCAGGCGAGCCCGACGCCGGCUCCCCAUAGCACACCCCCCAUCACAAACCUGGCAAACCCGGCACAGCAGGCGCCGCCCCAGAUGGCGUGAGGCGGGCAGGCGACCCUCAAAAAACUAUGUACUAUCACUCACUCAUCCACGUUUCCAUAUGGCCAUCCAAAAGUUGCUUUCCAUGAUUUGAGCGUCUAGGAUGGCGGUCGUUUCUGCCGGUUCGUGGUUGGACCAGUAGGGUUAUUUAACCGAGGGAGGGGCGCCCCCUGCCCAGUUUAUACGCAAUGGGGUGGCAGUUAUCAUGAAGUUGCAGGAGGUAUCUCUUUAUUCUUGGAUACUUUGUCAACCGCUAUUUUGUUAGGCGCAUGCCGACCUGUUUCGUGUGAAUAGGCAUCCUUUGUUUCUUGCCUAUUUGAUCACAUCCCGAGCAGGCGUUUUGGUACCAGAAGGGUUUGUGUUAUGAGCGUAGAAAGUUGGCUUUAAUUUUAGUCGGUGGUUAUGACACCCAGAUAUUGUAACGGCAUACCGUGACACAACUCUGAUCGGACUCAGAGACCCGUUUGGCCGAGAGAAGCACUCGGGGACGGCGACCAUAGCCUAGUUAGCCGUCACAUUCCGG
Messenger RNA from Gaeumannomyces tritici R3-111a-1, 3057 nucleotides. RefSeq lists its product as hypothetical. Lineage: Eukaryota; Fungi; Ascomycota; Sordariomycetes; Magnaporthales; Magnaporthaceae. The record is from RefSeq and is a predicted model, not a curated record. Bases 819 to 2537 code for a protein of 572 amino acids. The transcript has 4 exons.